AUGAACAUGGGUGGCAGGACCCCGGCGACGAUCCGGUGCAAGUACUGCAGCGCGUGCCUCACUGUGUGCCCCGGCGAGCGCUCCGUCCAGUGCACGCAAUGCUGCAGCGUGACGCGCAUCCGGCGGUCGUUGUCCUCGCGGGUCCCGCUGCCGGCGCUGACGAGGCCGGCGGCGGCGGCGCCCAUGGGCGCCUUCCCGUGCGCCCGCGGCAAGAAGCGCGCCGUCCUGGUCGGCAUCUCGUACGCCAGCGUGCGUCGGGGCUGCGGCCAGCUGAGGGGGCCCAUCAACGACGUCAAGUGCAUGAGGCAGCUCCUCUGCCAGCGCUUCGCCUUCCCCAGCGACGGCAUCAUCAUGCUCACUGGAUGCAAUCGUCCAUGCAUUUCGAUCUCUCUCAAGAAACUAAUUGAUGCAUGGGGGCAACUCCAGUGCGUGCAGAUGACCAGAAGGACCCGUUCAGGCUACCGACCAAGGACAACAUCCGCAUGGCGAUGCAAUGGCUGGUGUAGGGGGUGCAGCAACGGCGACUCCCUAGACGCCGACAAGGACUGCGACAAGCUGGACGCGUACGACGAGGCCAUCUGCCCGCUGGACUCGUUCCAGAAGGGCCCCAUCCUGGACGACGAGAUCAACGAGACCAUCGUCCGCCCGCUGGUGCACGGCGCCAAGCUGCACGCCGUCGUCGACGCCUGCCAUAGCGCCACCGUCCUCGACCUCCCCUUCCUCUGCAACAUGUCUAGGACCGGGAACUGGCAGUGGGAGGAUCACCGUCCCCCGUCGGGCGUCUGCAAGGGCACGAGCGGCGGCCAGGCGGUGCUCAUCAGCGGCUACAGCGACGGCAAGACCAAGUUCAGCGUGACGCCGGAGGCCUGCGCGACGGUGGGGGCCAUGACGCACAGCUUCAUCAAGGCGGUGGAAUGCGAGCCGCAGGGGGUCACCUACGGCCGCCUGCUCACCUCCAUGAAAGCCAUCAUGACCAACGCCGGCGGCUGCAACCAGAUGCAGGGUCCUAUCGGCGCCGGCGCGCCCGCCCGCAAGGUCUCAAACUUCAGCGGCGUGCAGGAACCUAACCUGUCCUGCUCGGAGAUGUUCGACGUCUAUCGCAAGCCUUUUGCGCUGUAA
Miscanthus lutarioriparius is the source of this 1119-nucleotide messenger RNA. Lineage: Eukaryota; Viridiplantae; Streptophyta; Magnoliopsida; Poales; Poaceae. The record is from the annotation of a GenBank genome assembly.